Messenger RNA from Oryctolagus cuniculus (rabbit), 4116 nucleotides. NCBI's taxonomy places the organism in Eukaryota, Metazoa, Chordata, Mammalia, Lagomorpha, Leporidae. The record is from RefSeq and is a predicted model, not a curated record.
GAAAGCCUUUGGCCAGAAGUCACACCUCAUAACACACCAGAGAAUUCACACAGGGGAGAAACCUUAUGAAUGCAGUGACUGUGGAAAAGCCUUUCAGCUGUAAAUCAACCCUCACAAAGCAUCAGAGAAUUCACACAGGGGAGAAACCUUAUGAAUGUAAUGACUGUGGUAAAGCCUUUAUGUGGAAGUCACGUCUCAUCCUACAUCAGAGAAUUCACAUGGGGGAAAAACCAUAUGAAUGCAAUCACUGUGGUAAAGCCUUUAGCCAGAAGCCACACCUCAUAACUCAUCAGAAAAUUCACACAGGAGAGAAACCUUAUGAAUGCAAUGAGUGUAGGAAAGCCUUUGGCAAGAAGGCAUACCUCAUAAAUCAUCAGAGAAUUCACACAGGGGAGAAACCUUAUGAAUGUAAUGACUGUGGAAAAGCCUUUGGGAAGAAGUCACACCUCUUAAAUCACCAAAGAAUUCACACAGGAGAGAAACCUUAUGAAUGCAGUGACUGUGGAAAAGCCUUUCACUGUAAAUCAGUCCUCACAAAUCAUCAGAGAAUUCACACAGGGGAGAAACCUUAUGAAUGUAAUGACUGUGGAAAAGCCUUUGGGAAGAAGUCACACCUCUUAAAUCACCAAAGAAUUCACAUAGGAGAGAAACCUUAUGAAUGCAGUGACUGUGGAAAAGCCUUUCACUGUAAAUCAGUCCUCACAAAGCAUCAGAGAAUUCACACAGGGGAGAAACCUUAUGAAUGCAAAGAGUGUGGGAAAGCCUUUGGCCAGAAGUCACAGCUCAUAACUCAUCAGAAAAUUCACACAGGGGAGAAACCUUAUGAAUGCAGUGACUGUGGAAAAGCCUUUUGCUGUAAAUCAACCCUCACAAAGCACCAGAGAAUUCACACAGGGGAGAAACCUUAUGAAUGCAGUGACUGUGGAAAAGCCUUUCGCUGUAAAUCAACCCUCACAAAGCACCAGCGAAUUCACACAGGGGAGAAACCUUAUGAAUGUAAUGACUGUGGAAAAUCCUUUAUGUGGAAGUCACGUCUCAUCCUACAUCAGAGAAUUCACAUGGGGGAAAAACCGUAUGAAUGCAAUGACUGUGGUAAAGCCUGUAGCCAGAAGCCAAACCUCAUAACUCAUCAGAAAAUUCACACAGGAGAGAAACCUUAUGAAUGUAAUGACUGUGGAAAAGCCUUUCACUGUAAAUCAACCCUCACAAAGCAUAAGAGCAUUCACACAGGGGAGAAACCUUAUGAAUGUAAUGACUGUGGAAAAGCCUUUGGCCGGAAGUCCCAUUUCAUAAAUCAUCAGAGAAUUCACACAGGGGAUAAGCCUUAUGAAUGUAAUGACUGUGGAAAAUCCUUUAUGUGGAAGUCACAUCUCAUGCUACAUCAGAGAAUUCACACAGGGGACAAACCUUACGAAUGCAAUGACUGCGGUAAAGCCUUUAGCCGGAAGUCACAGCUCAUAACACAUCAGAAAAUUCACACAGGAGAGAAACCUUAUGAAUGCAAUGAGUGUGGGAAAGCCUUUGGCCAGAAGUCACACCUCAUAAAUCAUCAGAGAAUUCACACAGGAGAGAAACCUUAUGAAUGCAAUGAGUGUGGGAAAGCCUUUGGCCAGAAGUCACACCUCAUAACGCAUCAGAAAAUUCACACAGGGGAGAAACCUUAUGAAUGCAGUGACUGUGGAAAAGCCUUUGGCCGGAAGUCCCAUUUCAUAAAUCAUCAGAGAAUUCACACAGGGGAUAAGCCUUAUGAAUGUAAUGACUGUGGAAAAUCCUUUAUGUGGAAGUCACGUCUCAUCCUACAUCAGAGAAUUCACACGGGGGAAAAACCUUAUGAAUGUAAUGACUGUGGUAAAGCCUUUAGCCGGAAGUCACAGCUCAUAACUCAUCAGAAAAUUCACACAGGAAAGAAACCUUAUGAAUGCAAUGAGUGUGGGAAAGCCUUUGGCAAGAAGGCAUACCUCACAAAUCAUCCGAGAAUUCACACAGGGGAGAAACCUUAGGAAUGCAGUAACUGUGGAAAAGCCUUUGGCUGGAAGUCAUGCCUCAUAAAUCACCAGAUAAUUCACACAGGAGAGAAAGCUUAUGAAUGUAAUGACUGGAAAAGCCUUUCUGAAGAAAUCAUGUCUCAUCCUACAUCAGAGAAGUAACACAGGGGAGAAACCCUAUGAAUACAAUGACUGGGGAAACCAUUUGGUCACAAAUCAAUCCUCAUAAGUCAUCAGAGAAUUCACACAGCAUAGAAAGAUUAUGAAUGUAAUGACUGGAAAAGCCUUUCUGAGUAAGUCAGCUCUAGCACCCACAUCAGAGAAUUCACACAGGGGAAAAAACUGAUGAAUGUAAAGACCCAUAAGUCAAACUUCAAAAGGCAUCAGAGAAGUCACACAGGGGAUAAACCUUCGGAAUGCAAUGACUUGGAAAAGCCUUUGGCCAAAAGUCAAGCCUUGUAAAUAAUUAGAGAAGCCAUACAGGAGAAACCUUAUGAAUGUAAUGACUGUGGAAAAGUUUUCUUUGCAAAUUUCUAUGCAAAUCAGAGCUCAAUGAACAUCAAAGAAGUCACAGGAGAGAAACUUUAUGAUGGCAAUAACUGUGCAGAAGCCUCUGUUCAUAUGACAAACAUCACAAAGCAUCAGAGAAUUCACAUGGGGAGAAAUGUCAUGAAUAAUGGUAGUAGAAAGCCCUUUGUUAUAAUUUUCAACUAAUAAAACAUCACAGAAUUAACAGGGAAUUUUCCACACAAUUGCCUUUUUGUGCAAAUUGCUUUUCAUUAAAUAACAGAAUCCAUCAAGGGAGAACAAUAAGAUUAUAAUCAGUGUGGAUAUGCCUUUGGUGCCAAUUAUACCUCAUCAAGCAUAACAGAAUUCACAUGGGGAAAAUCUUAUGAAUGUAAUGACUCAAAGUCUUUUACCAUAACUUAGCCCACAUUGCGCAUAAUCAAAUUCAUACAGGGAAGAAAACCUUUGAAAGUAAUCUUGUGGAAAAGCCUUUACUUAGAAGUCAUACCCCACAAGACAUCAGAGAAUUCACAUGGGGGAGAAAUCUUAUGAAUGUAAUGAGAGUUGGAAAGGUCUGCCAAAAUCUCAGCUUACAACAUCAGAAUUCACAAAGUGGAGAUCUUAUGAAUGAAAUAAACAUGGGAAAGCUUUUUGUCAUAGGUCAUACCUCAUAAUCCAUCAUCUAAUUUGAACGGGGAGAGACUUUGAAAAUAUAAUAAGGGAUUGGCUCUGUGGCUCAUUUGGUUAAUCAUCCCCCUGUGGCACCGGUACUUCAUAUGGGCACCGGGUUCUAUUACUGGUCACUCCUUCCAGUCCAGGUCUCUGCUGUGGCCCGGGAAGGCAGUGAAGGAUGGCUCAAGUCCUUGGGCCCCUGCACCAGCAUGGGAGACCAGGAGGAAGCACCUGGCUCCUGGCUUUGGAUCGGCAUAAUUUCAGCUGCAGCAGCCAUUUGGGGGAGAACCAAUAUAAGAAAGAUGUUUUUCUCUGUCUCUCUAACUCUUUCUGUCAUAGAAAGAAAGAGUGAGAGAGGUAGGGAGGGAGGGAGAGAGAGAGAGAGAGAGAGAGAGAGAAUGUAUAUAUUGAAUGUGGAAGAGUUUCCCUUCAAAUAAUGUAAGUAUUAGGACAAAAUUUUCUGCUGGAAAUCACAUCUUAUCCAACAGGGACGCAUGUAACGGAGAAAGCUUAUAAAUAUUAAUAGUGUUAAAAAAGCAUUUGUCACAAAUCUAUCAUACAUCAGAGAAUUCAGAUGGGGGUUUCUUUUUUUAACUUUUAUUUAAUAAAUAUACAUUUCCAAAGUACAACUUUUGGAUUAUAGUGGCUUUUGCCCCACAUAACCUCACUCCCACCUUCAACAAUCGAACCUCCCACUCCCUCUCCCAUCCCAUUCACAUCAAGAUUCAUUUUCAAUUAUCUUUAUAUACAGAUCAAUUUAGUGUAUACUAAGUAAAGAUUUCAACAGUUUGCACCCACACAGAAACACAAAGUAUAAAGUACUGUUUGAGUACUAGUUAUGCCAUUAAUUCACAUAGUACAACACAUUAAGGACAGAGAUCUUACAUGGGGAGUAAGUGCACAGUGACUCCUGUUGUUGAUUUAACAAUUGACACUCAUAAAUAGAUGUCAG